UCACGUUUAUUAUUGAUGAUCAUCAGCGCCGUGUUCAAGCCACAUGUCUGAUUUGGAAACACGCUUUUUUUUAAAAAGAAAAUUGUUUCAUCGGUCAAGUUUUUUUCGAAAAAAAGUUUUUUUUUGACAUCUUAAUCAUCUUUAAAAAAAAUGGCGUCAAAUCUAAAACAACCAACAAGUUUGGCGCGACAACUUAAUGAACUAAAACUUCCGCAAACAUCAUCACAUAAAGAACGUUUUGGUUCGGUUUCAUUUCUUUAUGAUUUUUUUCAAGCAAAAACCAUUGAUAUUGAUACACAUUAUUCAAAUGCAAUUAUUAGUCUGGAAAAUCUAAUACAAAUUGAUGAUCAUUUUCGUUCAUAUAAACAAACAUUAUUUCAUGAAUCAAGUAAAAAAUUUGAUCGUUCUAUCGAAAAUAAACAAACAAAUGACGAGAUUGAUAAACAAAUUGAUGAAUUUUUAUUUUAUAUUUCAAAAUAUUUUCAAUUAACCGAUUCACAUAAAGUUAUUGAAUAUAUGAUACAAAGAUAUCGUAUUAAUGAAUAUAAUGUAAAAUCAUUGAUUGGUUCGGUUCUGCCUUAUCAUGAAACACGUAUAUUUGUUCGUUUAUUGCAAACAUGUUCGGAAAUAAAAAAUCCAAAAAAUCGUCAUUUUUAUUGGAUGAAAAAAUUUCAGGAAAAUGGCGUACCAAUCACCAAAUCUAAUCUAUUCAAACAUUGUGUAUCGGAUAUGGAAUUUACACAUUAUGUUACUGAUUCGAUUUUCAAAUGCUUACAAUAUGAUCAGAAUAAUUCAUUGUUUCCAUCAUUUUUACUUUCAUUUUGUCUGAAUCUAAUGCAACGUUCAACUGAAGAUAUGAUUGUUUCACAUAUACUUUCGGUCAUUUCUCGUUGUAUUCGUCAUGAAAAUCAACAAUUAUUCGCUGUAGCCCUUAUGAUUUUCAGUCAUCUAUGUAAUCUGGUACAGUUAGAAAUAUCGAUUGUUCAAACAAUAUUGAAAUCAUUUUUUCAGAAAAAUUUUACCAUAUCUCAAUCAACAUUGAUAGCUUUCGAAAUUAUCGUUAAAUGUCAAAAUAUGUUAAUAUUACCAAAAUAUUUUAUCAAACAAGAUUUUAUUGAAAAUCUGAUUAGUUUGGGUACCGAUAUUAAAUUGGAACAUUUACCACGUGUUAUUAUAUUGAAUAUUUUAAUGCAAAAAGAUUCAAAAAAAUUCGAUCAACAAACAUACAAGAAUUAUAUUCAUAUUUUAUUGGAAACAUUCGCCAAUUCAGAUGAUACUGUAAAAUCAAUUGUUUCAUGGAUGAAUGACUGUGAUGAUGAUAUUGAAGAUAAUAGUUUAUCAUAUCAGUUUAUUUGUCAUACAACAAAAUUAUUGGAAAAAAUGUAUCCAGAUUAUUUUGAUCUAGCCAUAUCAUCCAUACCGACAAUCAAAAAUUUAUCCAAAUAUUUAAAAUCAAUUCGUUAUUCAUUGGCUGGUAAUUUACGAACACCACUAUAUUUAGGUGUGGAACAUUCAUCCGAAAAAAUUCGUCAUCAAUCAUUAUUAUAUUUGGCUAAAAAUUUUAACAAUCUUAUUGAAAAUAUUGAUCCUGCCGAUAUGAAAUUCAUUCGAACAAUAUUGUUAAAAAAUUUAACCAAACAAGAUUUUGAUCAAAAAGAAAAAUUAACAAUUUUAUUGAAAAUAUUCAAAGUUAAGGAAAAAAUUUUCAACAUUUUAACUGAAGAAGAAUUUGAAUCAAUAGUAUUGGAACAGAUUCGUUUGAUACAAAAACAAUUAUCCGAUCCAAAUGUUGAAAAUGAUGUUGAUUUAAAUAAAUCAUUUAUUAAAUUGAAACAAUUAUUGAUUGAAAUUUAUUGUUCAAAAUCAUAUGGAAUCUAUUGUCGUAAUUUACCAGCCAGCGAUUAUCUCCGACGAUUAUUCAAUGAUGAAAUGCAACAAACACUUAUUUUAUGUUUACUAUCAACCGAUCUACAAUUAUCAACAUUGAUUUUAUCAUCUGAAUAUGCUAAAACAAAUCCAUUGUUUCAAAUAUUAAUUGAACAGAAUAAAAAUUUCAUUUCAAUUGAUGAUUUUACAAAACUUCAAGAAGAAGAACAACAAAUGGAACAAUUGAAAUUAUUUGCACAGAAUAUUCUGAACGGUAUUGCAUUGUUUCUUAAUCAAAAUCAACAGAAUUUAUUUCCAAAAUCAAAUAUUCUACAAUCAUUAUCAUCAAAUUCAAGCGUAAGAUUUAAAUUUUUAUUUCUUUAUUCAAUGAUUAAAAUGUUGGAAAAUCAUUCAAUCGAUUGUGGUGAACAACAAGCACAAAUUAUAUGUCAAUUUAUUAUGGAUUUAUUUCUUCAUCUUUUGAACAUUGGAAUCAAAAUUAGUUCACGUUCAGAAGUGAAAAUUUUAUCAGUUAAACAAUAUGAUGAAAUCAAUAUGGAUGAUUAUUUUUUAUUUGAAUUUUAUAAUUUUAAUAAUCAAUCAUUAUCAUUAUUGAUUAUUGGUUAUAUUUUAUAUCGUUUGAUGCAACAAAAAAGUCUUAUAAAUGAUGAUCUACCAUCAACAGCCGAUUGGUAUCUAACGGAUGUAUUGAACAAUCAAAUUAAUUAUGAUUUUUAUUAUAAAAUUUAUUGUUUAUUAAUCUAUUAUUCAACACCGAAUGAAUCGAAAUCAAUUAAGAAAAAAACAUUAAACUUUUUUCGUUAUUUAUUUUCAUUAUUUAUAAUGGAAAAAAUUCAAAAUCAUCAUGCUGGAUUGAAAUUUUUUCUACCAUCAAUUGUUAAUCAUGAUAGUUCAAUUCAACAACAAACACUUUUGAUAUUGAAUAAUUUAUUCGGAUAUUCAUCGACAUCAAAAAUUCUUAUCAAUAGUAUUGGUUUAAAUUCACAAUAUCUAAUUGCCUAUCUAUUGGCAUUGAAUUCAUCCAAAACAUCAACACGACAAAUGGCCAUUGAAAAUUUAAAACGUAUUGUUAAAAAUGAAAAACUUGCCGAUGAUUUAAAAUUAUUUAUUCAGAAAAUUAUUGAUGAAAAACAGUUAAUAUUGUCCGAUAUGAAUGCUAUAGCAUUAUUAUUAGGUCGAUUACAGAAUUCUAAUGAUUAUCCAAUUGUAAAUGAAUUAUUACAGACAAUUAUAUUCAUAUUAACAGCUAAACAUUCUACAAUCAAAUCAUUUCAUAAAGUUGCAUUAUUGAAAUUAUUACUAUAUUGUAAUCAACAAAUUAAAUCAAUUAUUUUUGAAUUCUAUACAGAUUUUCUAUCGAUGACCAAUAGAUUUAUCGAUUCAGAUGAAGAAUUACAAUUGAAUGAAAUUAUAAAUUAUUAUGAUUAUAAAAUUUUCGAUACAUCAAACGAUUUGUUUGUUGAAAAUAAAGAAAACCCGUCAUUAAAAUUCUUGAUCAAAUGUAUUGAAUGUUCAGGUUCAAUAUUGACUGAAAAUAUUUCUACAAAAAUCUUUCGUUUGAUUACACCGGAACGUUUUCAAAUGAUUCUUAAUGAAAAUGUUGAAUUUGCAUUGAAAUUAGUACAAUCAUUAUUGAAAACACAAUUAUCAUUAUCGGAAAAAUCACCAUCAUCAACAUUCAAUUAUGGUCAUUUGAUUAAUUCAAUGGAACAACAAUUAUUAACAUUAACAUUUGAUGAAUCAUUUGUCAUUCAAAUGAUGAAUUUUUUAUUACCAAUAAAUGAUGUUUAUGAAACAAUUACAACCAUUGAACAACCAACAAAACGUAUGAGAAUGGCCGAUUCGAAUCGUAAACAAUCACAAACAAAAUGGAAAUUAUUUCGAAUCUAUAUUUCAUCAUUGGCACAUCAACAAACAUUUUCAAAUAUUAAUGGCGAAUUAAUACGAAUAAUGUUUGAUUAUCUUAAAUUAACAUUUAUGGAUAUUGAUGAUAAUUUUAGUGAACUUACUCGUCAAUCAUUAUUGUAUGCAAUAACAAAUAUUAUUGAAUUAAAAUUGGCUAAAAAGAAUGAUCAAGAACGUAUGGAUGUUGAUGGUGAUGAAACAAUAACAACAACAACAAGUUUGGCUGAAUUUAUGGAUUAUAUUAAUGUUGAUAUUAUUAUCGAUUGUAUAACCGAAUCACGGGUAAAAGAAACACAAAGAAUAUCAUUACUAUUGAUCAGUAUGAUUGCUCCAUAUUUCCGUAAACAAAUCAUAGAAUAUUUGGUUACUAUUUUUACAUUUAUUGGUUCGAAUCUGUUAGAAUGUGAUGAUCAAUAUUCAUUAUCAAUAUUAUUCGAAACAAUGGAAUCAAUAAUACCGAUUAUUAUUGCAAAUAAUGAUGAUAAUGUUGAUAAGAGUAAAUCAUCAAAAUCAGAAAAUAUGAAACAAUUUAUAUCAUCAGUGUUUAUAAAAUCAUUUUCCGAUAUACCAGCAUAUCGUCGUCUACAAUUAUUUACCAAAUUAAUUACUUUACUUGGUGCUGAUCAUCAUUUACCGUUAAUAACUGUUUAUUUAAUGGAAAAAAUAUCAUCAAUGAAAUCUGAAACGGAAAAAGAAACUGGGUUUUCAUUUUUGCAAACACUUUUUCAACAAUUUGAUUAUGAUAUUCAAUUAAGAUCGGUUUGCAUAUUGCUAUGUUUAUUUGAAACAAAAUUUUUGCAUAGCCAUUUUCGUAAUUCAUUUCAGAAAAAAAUCCAAUCAAAAAAUAAUACAUUAUUUUAUACGGCAAUUAUUCGACAACAACAACAACGACAAAAUCCUGAACAAUUUCAAUCAUUAAUAACAUUAAUCAAAUCAAUUUGUAAAGAAUUUAAAACAACAAUCAUUUAUGAUGGUGAAAAACUUGCCUGUGGUUUAGAAAUAUUGAAAUUUAUUCGUAAUUUAAUUUCAACAACGGAAUUUGUUUAUGGUAUUCGUAAACUUGAUUAUGAACAAAUAUCAUCCAUACCAUUAAUAUAUUUUAUUAAUAUAACAUUUGAAUUGAUUGUUUUAAUCAAUCCUGGUUGUGAUGGAUUACGUUCAUCAUUACAAAUAUAUCGUAAACGUUUUAAAUCCAUAUUGGAUGAAAUAUUUUUACAAUAUAAUGCUCUGGUACCGAAUGCGAAAUUAUUGGACAUUGUACUUUAUGAUUUGUUGAACAAUACAGCACAAAUGGAAGCAUUCGUAUCGAUUUUAAUCAAACGUAAAGCAUUAGAAUUAUUAAAUAAAAAACUUGAUAAACUUGGCCCGAAUGAUAUGAAUCUUGAAACAACAAUGAAAAUAUUUGAAACAUUAUAUGAUCAUUUGAAAAUUUAUCAAGAAAAUCUUAAACAUUUAGAUGAUAAUCAAUUGUACAAUGUUCAAUUGAUUUUAUUAUCAAUGAAAUUAUUGACAAAAUUCAUUAAUAAUGACGAUUUAUCGAAAGAUAUUUCUACUGCCAUUGAUGAAAUAUUGACACAGGUUUUAAUCAAAAUCAUCGAAAUUAUCAGAUUGAUUAAUAAUCAACAACAAGAUUCAACGGAUAAUAAUGAUGAUAAACAGAUUUCAAAAUCAUUACAAAAUCUUCGUACAAGUUCAAUUCUAUGUUUAUCACAAAUCCUAUCAACAUUAUCGACUAAAUCGAUUGUUCAUCUUUCCGAUGUAAUUGAAUUGAUAUUGAAAAUUUUCAAUACAAAAGAUGAAAUUGUUAUUAUUUCGAAUGUUUCUUCAUUGCAUAAGAUUAUUUUGAAUUUUGGUCCAUUUCUAAGUCCACAUUUAAAAUCAAUUAUUAUUCAUGUAUUACCAUUGUUUUCAUUAUCAUUUGAUAAUAAUAGUAAUGAUCUACGAACAAAAUUGAAUAAAUUAUGGUUAUCAAUUGCUAAAUUAGUACCGAAACGUAUUGUAUUCGAAGCAAUUGAUUCAUCAUAUGAAUUGGCCAUUACCGAAUCAUCUGAAUCAGUUAUUCAUCUAAUGAAUUUAUUCAAAUAUUCAUGUGAUUUUAUUGAAAAAUCUGAUAUGGAAAUUAUAUUGAAAAAUCUGAAAAAUUUUAUGCUAAAAUCAUUAAGUUUUCGUUCGGAAAAAUAUGAUAAAGUUGAUGUUUCAAUGAUUGAACGAAUUGAAACAUCAUUUUGUGAAGCAUUUGCUGCUUUUAUUCCAAAAUUAACCGAAACAAAUUUUCGUCCAAUUUAUUAUUCAUUAUUGGAUUGGUCAAUCAAAACAGAUCAAUUACAGAUACCGGAAUCGGAUGGUCACCAUUUUAAAUUACCCGAUACUUGUUAUCAACGAAUCAUUUCAUUUUAUCGUUUUUGUUCUUUUCUUGCUGAUCGAUUGAAAAGUCUUUUCUGUAUAUUUGUUGCACCAAAUAUUAUUAAAAAUUGUAAUCAAAUUUUGAUUGGUUAUCAUUCUCCAGAGACAAACGAUUCGACAAUGUCAACAUCAACAACAACAACAACAAAUCAAGAACCACAGCUAAAAAUUGAUGAUCCAAAAGUGGGUGAACCAUUAGUACAGGCUGUACUAUCAACAUUAUCCAAAUGUUUCCUAUACGAUCUUAACGGUACAUUUGUUAAUAAAGAUUGUAUAUCAUCAAUAUUCAAACCAAUUGUCAAUCAAAUAUCAAAUCUAUAUGGAAAUGAUGAUGAUUAUCAAAAACGUUUAGAUCUUAUUCUACAAUGUACACAAUAUCUUAUACAAAAUAAUCGAGAUGAAACUUUAAUCAAAGAUUUUAAUUAUCAAAUUUUAUUAAAAUCACAAGAAUCAAACGUAAAGGUUAAAAUCAGUGCAAUCAAACUGUUACAUCGUUUAGUGUUAACAUGUGAUGAAGAUUAUCUACCAUUCAUACCUGAAGCAAUGCCAUUCAUUGCUGAUCUAAGUGAAGAUGAUUCUGAACAAAUUGAAUUACAUUUAAAACAAUUAAUUACCGAUAUUGAACAAUUGAUUGGUGAACCAAUCAAUAAAUAUUUAUAAAAUUUUUAAAUGAUUUUUUUUUAUUGAUGAAUUCAAAAUA
This is a messenger RNA of Dermatophagoides pteronyssinus (European house dust mite), 6895 nucleotides long. RefSeq names its product HEAT repeat containing 1 homolog l(2)k09022. Lineage: Eukaryota; Metazoa; Arthropoda; Arachnida; Sarcoptiformes; Pyroglyphidae. Gene Ontology annotation, cellular component: small-subunit processome; t-UTP complex; 90S preribosome. Gene Ontology annotation, molecular function: snoRNA binding. Gene Ontology annotation, biological process: maturation of SSU-rRNA from tricistronic rRNA transcript (SSU-rRNA, 5.8S rRNA, LSU-rRNA); positive regulation of transcription by RNA polymerase I. The record is from RefSeq and is a predicted model, not a curated record.